GCGGGAUCGGGAUCGGGACCAGGAGCGGGGCCGGGAGCGGGGCCGGGAGCGGGGCCGGGAGAGGGGGCGGCCGGAGGCGCCGCGGAGCGGGACCGAGCGGGCGGGAGCCGACCCGCAGCGGGGCCGCCCGGUGCGGGGGGAGGGAGGCUCCUCUGCUCCCAAACGUCCCCAGGACUUUAGUGGACCCCAAAGAGGUCCCCGAGCUGCCUGGGUGAAAGGGGUCCCCGCUGCCGCCGGCGCUGGGCGCCCCGAGAGCCCCUGUCUCAUCUCCUUGAACCCUGCGAUGUGGCUUAAUAGGAAAAUAAUCACCCUGGCUCACGUCCGCCCUGUGCUCUGCAGGCUGGAGUGAGGUGCCAGAGCAGGGACAGCGGGGUGCCGGCCCCCACGGCCCCCUUGCACCGGCCGACUGCAGAUCCAGUGCUCCCACGACCACCACGACCACCCAUCCAUCGCUGAUGCUGGCAGUCCCCGGAGACCGGAGUUAGAGGCUGAGUCCAGGCGCCAAGGCCAGUGCCGCCGGGAACAAAAAGCCGACGGCUUAUUACCGUGCAAUUAAGGCGCACCCAUCCUCUGUGUGCCGGCGGGCGGCUGAGCACUCUCGGUCCCCGCAGGGCGCGGAGCCAUGAAACUGAACGAGCGGAGCCUGGCCUUCUAUGCCACCUGCGACUCCCCGGCUGACAACACCGGCUUCCUCUACAAGCGCGGUGAGCGGCACACGGCGUACCAUCGCCGCUGGUUCGUCCUGAAGGGCAACAUGCUCUUCUACUUCGAGGAGCGGGAGAGCCGGGAGCCGGUGGGCGUCAUCGUGCUGGAGGGCUGCACCGUGGAGCUCUGCGAUUCAGCUGAGGAAUUCGCCUUUGCCAUACGCUUCAGUGGCACCAAGUCCCGCACCUACGUGCUGGCAGCUGAGAGCCAGGCCGCCAUGGAGUCGUGGGUGAAGUCGCUCUCGCGGGCCAGUUUCGACUACAUGCGCCUGGUGGUGCGGGAGCUGGAGAAGCAGCUGGAGGAGAUGCGCUGGGGGCCGGCCAGUGGAUGCGGAGGCUGCCGGCAGUUGCCCGGCUCCUGGAAGCCAAAGCCCUCGGGGCCGGAGCGGUCUCCGGAGCGGCUGCCAGCUCUGCCCGCCAUCUUGCCAAAGGAGAACGGCUGCGCGGUGUGGAACAAUGUGCCAGGAGCGGACCGGCCGCCUGACACCUCCAUCUGCAGUGGGGAUGACAGUGAGGGGAACCCACGGCCACCACCGCUGCCACCACGCAGGCGGGCGUCAAGCAGUGAGGCAGGCAGUGCCGGGGUGGCCGCAGCGGAGAGCCCGUCUACCUUCUGCCAGCUCCAUGAGCGGUAUGGCCAGGAGGUGGCCCGGCUGCGGCAGGACUGGCUGGAGAGGCGGCGUGGCCCCCGGCCCUGAGAGGUGGCCGAGCCCUGGGGACCCGCCAGGACCCAUGGCAGGGAGGAGGUGGUCACCCUUGGUGCCACCUCGGUCGCCUCCUCACUCCGGGAUGUGCAGCCCUGUCCGUGGCGGUGAUGGACACCUGCUGAUGGUGCCACCGAGGGCCCAGCACUGAGGGACACCAGUGCUGCUCCGUGAUGGCGAAAUGCCAGCCUGGCACCGAUGGCAGCUGGGCUCAGCCUGACACCAGCCAGGCAUGAAGCCCCUGGGCUCUCGGGGCUGCCAGGCUCUUGGGUGUCCCGUGCGAGGCAGUGGGUGCUUCCCGCAGGGGGGCAGCCCCCCAGCUGUGCCUGGGUAUGGGGUUGGGGUGGUCCACCCAGUGCAAGCAAGCUACGAACCACUUGCUGGCUGAUGCCUCCUGGGAACUGACCACAGCACUGGGUCUGGUGGGGCCUCUUGAUGCACUUGCAGCGGGAUCGUGCACCGACAAUGCUUUUGGAGGAGGAUUUUGAUGGGAUCUCACCCACCUGAGCCCCUGUGCGGGUGUUUCGCAGCUGGGGAGCUGGCCCUGCCUUCCCCUCUCUGCCCAGCACAAGCGACUGGCUGAGGUCAGCCGAGCUCCGCCGGAUCCCUCUGCUCCAGCAGGAUGUGGUUUGAAAAAGAAAAUAUCAGCGAGCGCAGCUCUUCCUUAAUGACAACAGCACCGUGCGCCCCGGCUCCCCGCAGAGCUGGUGACACCCGGCCCCGGGCGUUUUGCACAGGGUGGCUGCUGCUUGCAGCCCAGCCAGCGAACACGGAGGGUGGCAGACCCAAGGGGAACAACGCGGUGGCUGCAGGCACCACUUUGCCGGGUGGAUAUUUUGGGGCAGGGCAUCAUCCCCAGGCUCGCUCACCAAGGGGAAGCAUCACUUGCGGCAGCAAACAGGAACGUAUGUGUCAGCGGCAGAGGGUGUCGAGUGAUUCAUGUGCCAAACCGGAGCAAAGACGGUGUUUCUCUUUUAUUUCCCCAACGGUUUUUAUUGACACUAAAUCUGCUGGCCGGGAGGUGGGGUGACCCACCCUGGGCCUGGGGGAAGCAGUCAGGGUGCCCCAGGUUUGGACCCCUUGGGACAGGCACAGGA
This is a messenger RNA of Chroicocephalus ridibundus (black-headed gull), 2505 nucleotides long. It is a transcript of the gene PHETA1, whose product is annotated as PH domain containing endocytic trafficking adaptor 1. Lineage: Eukaryota; Metazoa; Chordata; Aves; Charadriiformes; Laridae. The coding region runs from base 623 to 1402 and encodes 259 amino acids. The record is from RefSeq and is a predicted model, not a curated record. The transcript is spliced from 2 exons. Gene Ontology annotation, biological process: endosome organization; receptor recycling; retrograde transport, endosome to Golgi. Gene Ontology annotation, cellular component: early endosome; recycling endosome; trans-Golgi network.